This is a messenger RNA of Erinaceus europaeus (western European hedgehog), 6160 nucleotides long. It is a transcript of the gene SNX27, whose product is annotated as sorting nexin 27. Bases 149 to 1840 code for a protein of 563 amino acids. The transcript has 11 exons. NCBI's taxonomy places the organism in Eukaryota, Metazoa, Chordata, Mammalia, Eulipotyphla, Erinaceidae. Gene Ontology annotation, biological process: signal transduction; intracellular protein transport. The record is from RefSeq and is a predicted model, not a curated record. Gene Ontology annotation, cellular component: early endosome. Gene Ontology annotation, molecular function: phosphatidylinositol-3-phosphate binding; protein binding.
GCUGCUCAGUGGCCGACUGGGAACCCGCGGUCUGCAGAGCGGGCGCGCGCACCAAGGGUCGCGCGGCUGCCGAGCGGGGCGUGCGCGCGCGGGGAGGGAGUGGAGGCGUCAGGGGGGCGGGGGGACGGCUCGCUCGCUUGCUCGCAAGAUGGCGGACGAGGACGGGGAAGGAAUUCACCCCUCGGCCCCUCACAGGAACGGCGGCGGCGGCGGCGGUGGCGGGAGCUCGGGGCUCCACUGCGCCGGCAACGGCGGCGGGGGCGGCGGCCCUCGGGUCGUGCGCAUCGUCAAGUCUGAGUCCGGCUACGGCUUCAACGUGCGGGGCCAAGUGAGCGAGGGCGGGCAGCUGCGGAGCAUCAACGGGGAGCUGUACGCGCCGCUGCAGCAUGUGAGCGCCGUGCUGCCCGGGGGUGCUGCCGACCGGGCCGGGGUGCGCAAGGGGGACCGCAUCCUGGAGGUGAACGGCGUGAAUGUUGAGGGGGCGACACACAAGCAGGUGGUGGACCUGAUCCGAGCAGGAGAGAAGGAAUUGAUCUUGACAGUGUUAUCUGUACCUCCUCAUGAGGCAGAUAACCUAGAUCCCAGUGAUGACCCGUUGGGACAGUCAUUUUAUGAUUACACAGAAAAGCAAGCAGUGCCCAUAUCCGUCCCCACAUACAAACAUGUGGAGCAGAAUGGUGAGAAGUUUGUGGUGUACAACGUUUACAUGGCGGGGAGGCAGCUGUGUUCUAAGCGGUACCGGGAGUUUGCCAUCCUACACCAGAACUUGAAGAGGGAGUUUGCCAACUUUACAUUUCCUCGACUUCCUGGAAAGUGGCCGUUCUCCUUAUCAGAACAACAGUUAGAUGCUCGACGUCGAGGAUUAGAAGAAUAUCUAGAAAAGGUGUGUUCAAUACGAGUUAUUGGUGAGAGUGACAUCAUGCAAGAAUUCCUAUCAGAAUCAGAUGAGAACUACAAUGGUGUGUCUGACGUAGAACUGAGAGUAGCAUUACCAGAUGGAACAGCUGUUACAGUCAGGGUUAAAAAGAACAGUACUACAGACCAAGUAUAUCAGGCUAUCGCAGCAAAGGUGGGCAUGGACAGUACAACAGUGAAUUAUUUUGCCUUAUUUGAAGUGAUUAAUCAUUCCUUUGUACGUAAGUUGGCACCUAAUGAAUUUCCUCAUAAACUCUACGUUCAGAAUUAUACAUCAGCUGUGCCUGGCACCUGCCUGACCAUUCGAAAAUGGCUUUUCACAACAGAAGAAGAAAUUCUCUUAAAUGACAAUGACCUCGCUGUUACCUACUUCUUUCAUCAAGCCGUCGAUGAUGUGAAAAAAGGUUACAUCAAAGCAGAGGAAAAGUCCUACCAAUUACAGAAGCUGUAUGAACAAAGAAAAAUGGUCAUGUACCUCAACAUGCUAAGGACCUGUGAGGGCUACAAUGAAAUCAUCUUCCCACACUGUGCCUGUGAUUCAAGGAGAAAGGGGCACGUGAUCACAGCCAUUAGCAUCACACACUUUAAACUGCAUGCCUGUACGGAAGAAGGGCAGCUGGAGAACCAGGUAAUCGCAUUUGAAUGGGACGAGAUGCAACGAUGGGAUACAGAUGAAGAAGGAAUGGCCUUCUGUUUUGAAUAUGCACGUGGAGAGAAGAAGCCUCGAUGGGUUAAAAUCUUCACACCAUAUUUCAAUUAUAUGCAUGAAUGCUUUGAGAGGGUUUUCUGCGAGCUCAAAUGGAGAAAAGAGGUAACUGUAAACAGUCUUGAAUCGACGUCUUCAUCUUUGUUUAAAAGGCACAGGCCUCUGUCCAAAUGCCUGGGGCCCUCCCUUCCAUGGCAUUUCUCUGAGAAUAUGGGUUAGACGGUAUCCUCUCUGAGCCAGGACGCGCUUCCAGAGAGGUUAGCCUUCCCAUGCUGAAUGGACUGUGCAAACAAACAAACAAACAAACCCUGCUUCUUCUCUUUCCUCGAGGGCGGCCACUAGCUGCAUUUUGUUCCAUCUCCUGACUUCAUGGACCCUCUGCUAUUUUGAUGGUGGUGGUGGUGGUAUCUGCUGUUGUCUGUAUGCCAGUGCUUGGGCAGAACUUGGAUGCUUCUGGCCAGUUAGCUGCCUAUUCUCAAAGAAAUGGUCUAUGUAGAAAGUCCAAUUCAGGAACAUGAAUAAUGUACAUUAUUGGUGUAAUAGGAAGAUAUCAGACACUGGGAAUCAGUUCUGGAUUAUCUCCUAGAUUUUUUCCCUCACUGACGACUUUGAGCAAAUCACAGUUCCUAGAUGUCGACCACAGGAAGGCUGGCCCAUGGUAAUCUCUAGCCACGGCCCCUUCUAUCUCCGAGAGACUGGAUUCUAGAAGUGCUCUCUAGGAAGAGGCUAACCAGAUGGAUCCAUCCCACCUCUGCUGAUUCUGUUUGAGGGGUUUUCUCCAGGUGAGGAAAUGGGGACACCUCAGGCUCCCCAGUAACUCUUUUUUUUUUUCUUCCUUUCAGAACAUUUUCCAGAUGGCGAGGUCACAGCAGAGGGAUGUGGCCACCUAGCCUUUCUUUCUCCCCCUUGCCUUCACCCUCAUCAUCUCAUCCUUUUCAUCUCCCAUGUAGACAGAGUAACCAUUAACAAAAACAAAAAAAGAAGAGAAAAAGGGGGGGAAAAGUUACUAUAUUCAAAAGCCCUCCACUAAAUAUUAUUAAUAAUUCUUCUGAACCCCAUGUCUCUGCAAUUGAGCUGGUAGAGAACAGCAAGGCUGGUCAGCCCCCAGCACCCACUAAGUUAAGGCAGGAAAAGAAACAGCCCAGUCACCUCGCCAAAGGUAUCCCUGUCCUCCCAUCUGGGCCUCACACCAACAGACCCUCCAUGCUCUCUGUUUUUAAAACUGGAACUAUGAACUCCAUCCAUUUGCACUGUUCAGACAUAUAUAUGUAUGUAUGUAUGUAAAAAAAAAUUAUAUAUACACAAAUUAGCUGCACGUAUAUACAUAUAUAUAUUUCUUUUAAAUUUCAUAUCGAUGGCAGUACCUUUUUUAGCUUGUGUUUUUACACACCUUUCACUAGAAUCCACUUCUCUCUCUAACGCUCUCUUUGUUUUGAAACAAACUUUAAAAAAAAGGAAAAAAUAUAUUUUACAGGGAAAAAUACCUCUCCUCGUGAAGGACUCGAAAAGUUUACAACCUGCUUGGGUUUUUCCCCUCCUUUAUUAUUUUUAUUUUUUUUUUUAAUUUUUUUAUCACGUGAAGAUCCAGCUUGGUUGCCAUGGAGUCUGGGGAGCAAGGAGCUAGUUUCCUUGAUCUUCCAAGAGGCUGCUGAACAGGAGAAAGAGCUAUGCUUCUAGAAAACAGCAAAGCCACAGGUGUGCAGGGGGGUCUUUAGGCUUGGCAUAAGCUCUUGGUUUCAAGGCAGUUUCCCCAGUCCAUCUCUCUGCCCCAUCUAGCUUCCUGAUCAGACCUCAUUCUCCUCCUUGCUCCCUAAGGGCCCCUUGAGUGCUUUUCCUAGACUGGCCAAGCAGAGAGGGGAGGAAACCACAGGAACUUAGACACAUCACAGUCAUCACUGGCCACCUCUCUGUCAUGUUUGAAGCAGGUAUAGUUUGAGGGAUCAGAGCUAAAGCUGAUGGCUGCAGGCACAAAGACUGGACUUAGGGAGGGAAAGGAAGAAACGUCCCAUGUAUAUAAACUUUCCCCACUCCACUCUUGCCCAGUAGUCACCCAUGACUGUCACUUUCUCUGUGACUUUUUAAACAGUAGGGCUGGAGGCUGACCUGCUAAUGUCCCAAGGGCUUGAAAAUGUGGAGUGGGUCCGAAUCUUUGCCAGCCAAACCAUAGCACCCCCACCCCAAGCCAACAGGAAGGAGCAGUAGGGAUAGGACUCAUUGGGGCUGGGCCUCAACUUUCACUUAAAAGGAAACUGAGGGGAGACCUCUUUGUCUCUCAGAGAUCUCCUCCUCUGACCCUGCGGGUAAACCUUUCCAGACCCAGAAGAGCUGGGAGCAGAGGUAACAGGCAGGGCAACAUCCUCAACCCAGGCUGUGUUGCUGUGACAUUGCAAGCUGAGUCAGGUCCUGAUGGAGCUGAAACACAUCUUUGAGCCUUCUUUUUCCCUUCUCCACCCUUUGAAUAAAAACCUCCACUGGGUGGCACCUCUUGCUUUGUCUAACUGGGAGGUAGCCACAGUUGGUGGUUUGAAAUUUUGUUUUUUUGUUUUUGUAGCUUGUUUUUGCACAUCACCUUGAUGCCACCUCUCCUCCCGUCCCCCUCUGCGAUCCUGACAGCUGCUUGCCCCAAGGGAUUGCAGCAUCAUAUAGAACCUCCUGUCCUCCCUCCCCUUCUCCAUUUCCAGGAGGCAUCACAGAACUGCAGACAGCAUUUCCCUGAUCUGCAGGCUGUCUCAGACUAACUUCAAUUGGCUUCCAUUGAUAAUGAGCCAGAAGACCCUGGGAAGGAGCUCUGCUGAGUUCCCAUGCCAGGGUGCUAAAGUGGCUUCUGGAGAAAGAAAGAAAAAAAGGCUUCUGACACCAGCUUUGUCCCCCUUGUGAAAAUAGCAGUAGCCUGUUCUUCCUCCUUACCAUGAGAGAAGUCCCUGUGUCCGCCCAAGUGCUGACCUCCCACGGUGAGAUGUGGGGUUCCCUUAGAAGGAGGCCCCAGAAGGGGUAGGUGCUGCUCUGUUCCCUCUCUGGCCAGGCAACUGCAUAGUACCUUUGGGCAGAAUCUGUGUAGGAACCGACUCUAGUCAAUUCUCUUCUUGAGGCUUGGCUGCUAACAGAGUGCCAAGUUGUGGCUGGAGGGGGCACAAGAGGGUGGCCCUGGCAACGGCGCCUUCUUCUGCAAGGUGGCCAUUCAUUUUGGUGCCUGUGAAGCUCCACAGACUUGAGCUCUUUGCAUCAAGCAGUGUUAGUGUAACACUCUUUCCCUACCCCAUUCCCCAUUUCCUUAGUCUAGUCCCCAACUUGGUCCUGGGUUCUGCCCAAGGCGGCUUCUAUCCAGUCUUUGCUCUCUGUUGUUCUCCUUGCCACACUCAGUUUCUAACCUUUGUGGUAAGAGCUAGAAUUUCUUUUGUGGAUCAGGAGAAGAUACAGGCCAUGAGAAACGUUCCUUUGGGCCAGACCUAGGGCUUUUUGCUCCCCCCCCCCUUUUAGUUUACUCUCUGUCAUUCUGCCCUCCCCUUGCCCAAUGCUGAAUGUCAGCAUAGAGGAGUGCUCAGGGUGGCUCCUAGGCCUGGAAAGAGCUCUCAGGGAGGAAUUACGUAGCUAAGGCCUCAUCACCCCUUGACUGGCCCAGCUGGCUUCACUGUUAGCCAGGCCAACAUCUUGGGCCCUCCCCCUCUUACUGCACCAAACCCCGUGAUUGGAGUAGCAAGACAGGACAUUGACAGGUGGUGACAACUCCCUCUCUCAUUGCAGAAUGGGCCAGCUAAGGGGCCUGGCUCCCAGGAGUCCGUUUUCUCAAAGGCACUUGCAUCCUAGUUGACAUAAAGUCCCAGACCCAGAGGGACUACUGUGCCCUCACCUUUCUCCAUCUUGCUGUCAGCUGAGCUCAGCAGAGAAACCGUUUGGUCUGCUGGACUCCAAGUUACUGCUAGGUCCCUUCACCAGAUCCAUUGUGUCACCUUAGCUUCCUUUGGGAGGAAAGGAGGCUGAUGUGUUUGAACACUGAGAGAGAAUAGAGGCAGGGGGCCAAAUGUGUUAGCUCCCUGCCUUCCUUUCCACCUCCUCCCUUUCUCUAAGUCUGAGCAUAUCACAUCAGCCAUGCUCUACCAGAAUGGCAACAACUCCUCAGCAAUAAUCCGGGGUGUGGUGGGGAGCCUUGGACUGGAGGGAAGAGCAGAACUCAGAGGAGGAGUGACUUGGGGUUAAGGCACUGGCCAACUGCUAAACUUGGACAUUAGUUUUAUAUCAUGCCCCCCUUCUAAGCCAGUGAGCUGGGCUUCAGUUCCCCUGCCCCACCCUCCACACCCUGGCCAUGCACACUUUUAAUUUAUUUGAGAGAAACUCUAAUUGUAUUUUCACUGCAGUAUCUUGUAUUUUUUAUUUGUGAUUUAAGAAAUGUGAAAAGAAAAUACACAGACACAUAAUGGCUAACAGUGUUUCUUUCAUUCCUUGUUCUAGAGCUAACCACUCUAAAAUUGUUUGGUAAUGUCACUUAGUGUAAUUAAUUGUAACAUAUUAUUUUAAAUAAAUUGAUUUAUUGAUUAAACUAUC